Leopardus geoffroyi (Geoffroy's cat) is the source of this 1271-nucleotide messenger RNA. It is a transcript of the gene EFNA2, whose product is annotated as ephrin A2. The coding region runs from base 549 to 1073 and encodes 174 amino acids. Gene Ontology annotation, molecular function: ephrin receptor binding. Lineage: Eukaryota; Metazoa; Chordata; Mammalia; Carnivora; Felidae. The transcript has 5 exons. Gene Ontology annotation, biological process: osteoclast differentiation; ephrin receptor signaling pathway; axon guidance. Gene Ontology annotation, cellular component: plasma membrane. The record is from RefSeq and is a predicted model, not a curated record.
CAUGCAAAUGAGCAGCCCCAUUGCUGGGCCUUCACCGAGGCGUCCUCCCUGUGUGGUGUGCCCUUUCUGUUUCCCUUACCCCCUGCAGGCUCACGUCCUGCUGGCUUUGACGGAAGAGAGAGACCCCAGCCCCAACUGUGAGGUCCCAUCAAGUGGGACAACAGUGGGAGCUUCCAGAAGGCGGGACACUGGGCUGGGCCAGGCCCGCUGGCGCCCUGGGCUUGUGGCUCCACCUCCGUAGCUGUGCAAGGGGGACUUCCUCACUGGGGGCCACCACCACCCUUGUGCUCUCCAAAGGGCCAGACCCGUCAUCCUGGGCUGAGCUGGGCCUGUGUUGCUGGAAGCCCAGGCCCUCACGCCAGGGGUAUCCGGAGAGUCUAUUUGAAGGGCCAGCCCUGGGACUCGGGUACCUGCAGUCAGGAGAGGAAACAGAGGCCCGCAGAGGACAAGUGACUGCCCUGAGGUCCCCCAGGGAGGCAGUGGUGGACCAGCCUUUGGACUCGGGCCAGCACGUGCCGAAAACACCUGCCCGGGAGGAACAGGGAGGCAUGAAGCUGGUUAGCUCGCCUAGGUUCCACGCGGGCGCGGCGGACGACGGCGGGGGCUACACGGUGGAGGUCAGCAUCAACGACUACCUGGACAUCUACUGCCCGCACUACGGGGCGCCGCUGCCGCCGGCCGAGCGCAUGGAGCACUACGUGCUGUACAUGGUCAACGGCGAGGGCCACGCGUCCUGCGACCACCGGCAGCGCGGCUUCAAGCGCUGGGAGUGCAACCGGCCCGCGGCGCCCGGGGGGCCGCUCAAGUUCUCGGAGAAGUUCCAGCUCUUCACGCCCUUCUCCCUCGGCUUCGAGUUCCGUCCGGGCCAUGAGUACUACUACAUCUCUGCCACACCGCCCAAUGCUGUGGACCGACCCUGCCUGAGGCUGAAGGUUUACGUGCGGCCAACCAACGAGACCCUGUACGAGGCCCCGGAGCCCAUCUUCACCAGCAAUAACUCGUGCAGUGGCUUGGGCGCCUGCCAGCUGGUCCUCAGCACUGUCCCUGUGCUGUGGACCCUCCUGGGCUCCUAGUCCCGGCCCACCUGGAUGCCCCGCCUAGAGACCAGCUAGAGACUCCGUUUCUCCCACGACUGGUGCUGCCCUGCCAGGCAGGGGGGAGCUGUCCACCGCCCCAGGGCCAGCCCUGGGGGGCGCGGCUGAAGGCCCUGAUGCCUGAGAGGCCGGGCGUCUGUCCAGCCUCCCGGCCAAGCCAUUCCUCCCAGGGUGCCG